Onychomys torridus (southern grasshopper mouse) is the source of this 5140-nucleotide messenger RNA. It is a transcript of the gene Fam194c, whose product is annotated as chromosome 3 C3orf20 homolog. The record is from RefSeq and is a predicted model, not a curated record. Lineage: Eukaryota; Metazoa; Chordata; Mammalia; Rodentia; Cricetidae.
CACAGUCCAUUAAGGUAAGGGUUUGCAUUUUUCACACUGUAACCUCUUGGCAGUUGUGUUACAUCAAUUGCAUCCUUUUAACAGUGCAUUUUCCAAUUGUUGCUGUCCUAAACUUGGUGGAAUGUGGCCUGUAGUAUCAGAUAUUGAACUGUGGGGUUGCAUUGUCCUUUAUGCUUUGCCACCUGGGCUAGGUUGUAUGUGUUGAGUAAUCCAAUGCCCAUCCCAGAUUUGUGACCAGGAGCUCCCAUGUCCCUUGUCUCUGGAGAGAGCCAAUGGCAUCCUUUUGUUUUUGCAGGCUUUUAUCAGUAGACCACAGGCAGAUCUUCCACCCUCAGGUCACUAACUACAAAAGGUUUGGUGAGACUUUCCUCCUUGCCCUGGCUCUUUUGUUCAUCUAGGUACUCAGUUUCUGUGACCCUCUCUGGAACUUCUCUGGGCCCAUCCUCAGCAGCAGGCCUGUCCCAAUGUAAUUCACUCAUUGCUGUUCCUGGAAAGAUGAGGGAAGGUAACAAUGCUUUGUUCUAGCAUGGAAAAAUGACCAGCAACUCCCUUAUCCUUCUGAGACAAACUGCUGGCUCGAUGACCUGUGAUGGUUAUUUCUGCAUGUGCACUCCAUCUUUUCCCAAGGCUUCUCUGUAGGUAAGAGCUUCUGACCCUAGUCACUUCACUUCUCAGACUGCUGAGUCUUUACAGCUGAAGGUCCCUCUCCUCUGAGAUGGACAGUAUCACCUAGCAGUAUGCUUGCCCAGACGACAUGAACCAGAUCAAAAGUAACCGAGAACUGUUCCUACAAUACUCAGCCACAGCCCCCAAACUGCUGGCCCACGUCUCCAAACUCCUCAUUGUCUGCCGAAACGCAGGCAUUUCCAUCCCAAAAGGCAUCAGGAAUAUCUUUGAGUUCACCUGGGAAGAGCUCAUCAGCGACCCUGCUGUGCCCACCCCAUCUGACAUCCAGGAUCUGGUAAUCACCUUUGGGGCUCCUACAGUGGUGCUUGCAGAGGUGAUCCCAGUGCAGACCCCCGUGCAGAAGAAGCCAGCUCCACCACCACCACCCCCAAUACUGCUCACAGCCACCAGCGGGGGCAAGCACUCAUCCCCCACCCCUGCCUCUGCUCGACUGGUUCCCCCUGGCCAAGAUACCCUGCACAAGUUCCAGCGGCAGUCCAUCCACCUGUUGACAGAGCUGCUUUCCCUGAAGAUGAAGGCCAUGGUGGAGUCUGCCUCUGCAGGUGCUAAUCCUCUGGACAUCACCAAGCGCUUUGUGGAGGCCAGCCAGCUCCUCCAUCUCAAUGCCAAGGAGAUGGCCUUUGACUGCCUGAUUGGCACUGUUGGAAAAAGCUGCUUACGUACAGCACAGCUGAGGAAAGAAUCUACCACGAACAUUUCUGCCAUUGGAGUGAGCACACCUUAUCAGCUGGUCUACCAGACUUCCACAGCCUGUCUGAGCUUCUCCCUCUCCACAGGAAAGGAAGUCAAGAAGAAAGACACUGGAGGCAAAAAGGCUAUAGAUGACAUCACAUCCCCACUCCCUCGAGUUCGAACCCCUCCUGAAAGCAUCAUCUUCGAGAUCCAGGACCCCUGCCCUGAGGCCCGGGAAAAGCUGCAGGAUAUGUGUCGCCACAUAGAAGCCGAAAGGAUCUUGUGGAGAGGGAGGAAUAUCUCCUGCCCCAUGAUUUUACGCAACUACAGGGCAAAGAUAUCCUCUCAUUUAAUGUUGGCCUCCAAGGGGGACAUUCACCAUCCUCCCACUGCGGGGACUCAGAUUACUACUUCCACUCCUCACCAGCCUUCCAGCCACCAUGCUCACGCGGGCCGCCAUUCUCAAGAGUGGAAGGGGCCCAAGAAGCCCAUCAAGCUGCAUUACACUUUCUAUGAUGGCUCUUCCUUCAUUUACUAUCCCUCUGGAAAUAUUGCCAUGCUUCAGAUUCCCACAUGCUGCAGAGGGAAACCCAUCACCUGCCUCUUUAACGACGUACCUAACACCUUCCUGGCUCUGUUCAAUUCUGAUGGCCAGGGCUGUGUUUACUACAACCUGAAGAACAGCUGUCCAUAUGUCGUGGUUUUGGAUGAGGAAGGUGGAAUCACAAAUGACCAAAAGGGCUACAUAGUCCAUAAGUGGAGCUGGGCUAAUAAGACUGAGACAUUGCUCUCUCUGGAAUACAAGGUGAAUGAACAAAUGAAGCUAACAGUCUUGGGGCAGGACUCCAUCACCGUCACCUUCACCUCCUUGAAUGAGUCGGUAACACUCAGUGUGUCACCCAAAAACUGUCCCCAUGGCGUGGUGCAUGACAAACGGUCAGUUCGCAGAAUCAGUACCAUGGAUGACAAGAUGUUAAAGAUAAACAGAGCCCUGGUUGAGAUCAAGAAGCGGUUUCAGAAGACUGUGACUCAGUUUAUGAACUCUGUGUUGCUGGCAGCAGGUCUGUUCACCAUAGAAUAUCCUGCCAUGAAAGAAGACACAGAAGCUAGUCGGAUCAAGGUGAAAUCCGGGUCUUAUCCUGAUCGGAGCCGUAAGUCAAGUUUUUACCAAGGAGAAACCCUUGUGCGAUCCCAUUCAGCCCGACCAGAUUCCUUAAUUGAAGACAAGGAGAAGGAGGAGUCUAUACACACGCUCUUGAUCCCUGUUCAAAAGAAGAGCAACAGAGUCCAGGCCAAAGUCACACCAAGAGGGAAGCCGAGAGAGGUCCGCAGCCCCACCAGGUGGGCAGCCUCACCCUAUGACUGCCCACUGGUGCUGCGGAGGCUCAUUCACAAGGAAGACAUCCGAGCCGGCUGCAAGUGUAUUGUGAAGGCACCCCUGGUGUCCGACUUGGAGCUAGAACGCUUCCUGUCUGCACCCCGAGACCCCAACCAAGUGCUGGUAUUCGGGAUAAUGUCGAGCCAGAAUCCCAACUGUACCGCACAGCUACAGUGGCUGCUGGACACACUAUAUAGCCAUCGGCAGCAGGGCCGUUCCUCACCGUGCAUCCAGUGCCAGCAUGACCCUUACCGCCUGCUGCGGUAUGACCUGGACAGCCCCCUGCAGAAGGAUCCACCCCUAAUGGUGAAGAAGUUUGCUGUGGUACAUGGGAUGGUUUUGAUGUUUGCUGGGGGGAAGCUCCUUUUUGGGGGCUGUGUCCUAAAUGGCUAUGGCUUCAGCAAGCAGAAUCUGCUGAAACAGAUCUUCCGGGCUCGACAGGAUUGCAAGAUGGGCUACUUCCUGCCAGACAACUACAAAUUCAAGCACAGUGCUUUUAGAUCAGCCAGAGUAGCCAAACUGAGUGGCCUAGGCAGCAUGCUCACAUCUCAGUUCUGGGGGCUGGAAUUUGGAUCCAGCAUGUCAACCUAUAUCGCAAACCUGGAUGAUUCUGAGUCAGCUAAAAGAGUGCCAUCUGAAGAUUUGGAAGGAAGUGCCUCUUCAUUGGCGCUUGGGGACAAAAUGGAUAAAAUGCCUUCUACCCCCCCUGAAAAGUCGAAACAGCCUGAAGUGGAACUGCAGCCUUUCUUGAAGACCAGGAGGAGCAGUAAGAAGGGCAGUAACUGGAAGAAGUCAGGUUCUAAGAAGUGAUGCUGGAAGAGCCUGUGAUGCCCUCCCCACACCCAGCCCCACCUCCUGGCCUCCCACCACCCUUCAAUAAAUGUACAUGCCUCCAGUGUCUGGGUGAGGCGGUAGUAGGUGGGACAGGCCCAGCUUUGAUUCCAAGAUGGCCAGAGGACCCCCACAGCUAGUUUCAGGCCAGGUUCUUGGAAACUUGCUACCCCCAACUCAGAGCUUCCUCUGUGGCCAGGAGUAAGCCUGAAUUGACCAUUCUGGUGAACACAUGUCUCACGGCCAAGGUCCUGCCUGCUCAACCAUUCAGCAACCCUAGGGAGCCUCGGAAGGAUCUAGACUGUGGCUCUCACCCUCUGUCAAGUGGGAAAGACUUCUAAGACUUCUGAUAGAAAGAAGACAAGAAGGGAGAAACAAAGGGAGAAGAGACAGAGAGUGGUGGAAAGAGAUGAGAGAGCAAGCAGGAAUGAGAAGGAUGGAGGGCAGGAAGGGGUGACUAAGGAAGUGAGAGAUAAAGACAGAGAGAAGGAGUUGGCUGAAGGCCAGAGUCCAGCACACACCUUGCAGGCUCUCAUCACCAUUUAGCUCAGCAAUGGAACACAGAGCUGGACUGCAUUCUCCUUUUUCUGGAGUAGGCCUGGAGUAUCCUUAUCAACAUCCAGAGGCCCCAGGCAACAGUCUUCUGGAGUGUUGCCUUGUCCCUUACCUCUGAGAGAGCUGGAUCUCCCACCACUGUGUGGCUGGUAAGAGGUGUGUCCCCAGAGCAAAGAUUGCGGAGGGUCUGUCUUGGUCUUUGCAUCUAGAAUAGAGUCCAGGCCCCAAACUCCAGGUAGCAUUUGGUGAUGUAGUUCACAGAUAACCAUUUGUGCUUCUUCAGUAACACAUGCUUUUUCUAUCUGAAUUUUUCAAGGCUUAGUUUUGUACUUUGUUCGUUUUGUUGUUUUGUUUUUCUUUCAUUUUGUUUUGUAGCUUGAAAGAUACUUUUUGAGUUAUAUGUUUCUUCCCCUAGAAGUAUAUUUGAAGUGGUCUGCCCUGUUCUUAGGCUGCAUAUGUUGAUAUUUUCAGGCCUAGAUGUUUGUUAGGGGGCUUAGAGAUCUAAGCAUCCCCCACCCUUCCCCUCCAAGGACAAAGACAGAAGCAAGAAGGCAAGGGGCCAAAGCUCUGUUCUGUCCCCAUAGAUAGGCACCCCAAUACCCGAUGAAGGUUGGAACCAAGGCCUCUGCUCAGGCUAGAGUCUGAAAUGAAGCCUCUGACCUGCACCACAAAUAUGCUAAGCAGUCAGUUCUGUGUGCACUAGAAGCAGAGGCAGGCCAGGUCCUGGCUCUUUGCAGGGUGCUCAUCACCCUGGAGGGCUGCCUGUGAACAGGAACACCUCCCACUGGCAGAGCAGGCAGUGUAUAUCCAGGGCAACACCGUCAGAUUGCUCCUGGAGGAAUGGAAAUGCCAGGAGAGAGAGGUAGGCUUCCCUCCAAGUUGGCUCUCACUAAGCAGGAAGCUAGGUGUCUGAGCUAUAAACUCUUGAUUAGCACAGGGCUUCCUAAACUUUACCCACUUAGGACCAAGAAAUUUUUACCUUUUAUGUAUGUAAAACAGGUAUGCAAAUAAAAUAUU